AUGUCUUUUUCCUUUAUAAGAACUUCUUGUGCGGCAAGAAGGUUACAUUGGCAACUUGGGAAAGUUCAAUUAAGGAGAGCAAGUAGUCAUGACCCACAGUAUAAUGAGCCUGGUGGCUAUCUGUUUGGUGAAAAACCUUUACCAGCGGGACAAAAACGCGUAAAAGAUUAUUGGGAGAAUAUAUGGAUUUAUGGUAUGGGUGGAAGUCUUCUCAUGGGAACCAUUAUCGCUAUUUAUAAACCUGAUACAAGGCAAGAUACGCUUAAAAAAUUGCUUCGAUUUAAAUAUACAAUUAUUGUUUUUUAA
Molecule: messenger RNA, 306 nt
Organism: Funneliformis mosseae
Lineage: Eukaryota; Fungi; Glomeromycota; Glomeromycetes; Glomerales; Glomeraceae
Source: the annotation of a GenBank genome assembly